AUGCCAUUUAGUCGUUUCCGGUCGAUGUUCAACAUGAUUAAAACCACGUUAGAAUGGCUGAGACCAUUCCAAAACCAAAGGCCAAGAGACAAGUCUUUGAAAGGUGCUGACAGAGAACGAUUUGAUAAUGUCUUGCAGCUGCCUCAGUUGCCUGAAAUGGUUUUUGCUGAAAAUCUCUUGCGUCUUCAACAUAAAAAUGGUUAUGGAAUUGAAUUCAAUGCUUUAGAUGCACUAAAAAGAGUUGAUUCCGAGAAUGAUCCUCUUCAGGUUGCAGUUUCUGAUGCCUGGAAAAACGCACGUGCCAAUUGUGAAUAUAUUAAACAAGUUUUGAAGCCUUUUGAUUGGACGUUUACUACAGACUACAAAGGAACUGUCUUUGCAAAAGAUGAACAGCAUACCAUAAAUAUAGUUCCAACAACCGAUCGGAUUGACUUGGAAAAACUGAAGAAACGCGAGAAAAUUUUAUUUUACCAGGAUAUUCUUCUCUUUGAGGAUGAACUUGCAGAUAAUGGCACUUCCAUGAUGAAUGUCAAAAUUCGUGUAAUGCCCUCGGGAUUAUUUAUUUUGCUGCGUUUUUUUAUGCGUGUUGAUAACGUAAUGAUUCGUGUCAAUGAUACCAGAGUAUAUCAUGAGGCUGGUACCAAUUAUAUUUUAAGAGAGUACUCCAGUAGAGAUGACAAAGUCUCUGAUAUAAAGGUCCCCACAUUCAUGUUUACUGACCCUAAUGAGAUCUGUAGCCACUUGACUAUAAGAACAGAAGCCUUUGAGAAAUUAAUCUUACCAUGUGAUGCCUCAGCAAACCUAUCAUCUUCACCCUCCAAAACUGCAACAGAAACUGCAUCUAAUUCCUGCCAUACAGAUGACCAAAGUGGACUCAGGUGA
Acanthosepion pharaonis is the source of this 882-nucleotide messenger RNA. The record is from the annotation of a GenBank genome assembly. NCBI's taxonomy places the organism in Eukaryota, Metazoa, Mollusca, Cephalopoda, Sepiida, Sepiidae.